ACGUGACUGUUGCUAUGUUACUGGGUCUAUGAAAGCAGCAACACGUCUUUCAUUCGUAAGCAGAGUUUAGACGGAUCAGUCUGCUGAACUUGUGGUGUUACAGUGACAAUUCAAAAAGACUCUCAUCAGAAUGGCUCAGUUAAUAAAACCACCAACUGUCUUCAAUCACUCAGAAUGGACAACAUCCAAUAAGACAAAAUUUAGUAAUGCUGAAGGGGAACGAGCAGCAGCAGAACGAUUGGUAGAUGAAUCUAAAAGACUCGCAGAUGAAACUGAAAAGAGGACAGAGUAUACUCAGCGAGAUGUAUCAAAGAAAUUAGAUCAAAGAAUAGCAGACUUGGACUUUUGGAAGAGUGAAUUGGAUAAUAAACUUGCUGAACUUAAAACAGAAAUUGACAACUUGCUAGCUUUUAAGACCAGAGUAGAAAAGGCCAUUGAAGCAUGUGCUGAACCCCUCCAUAUUGCCCAACAGUGUCUAGCCAACAGAGAGAAGAGGAAAGGCAUUGAUCUUGUCCAUGACGAUGUCCAAAAGGAACUCAUCAAAGAAGUUGAAACAAUCCAAGGAGUCAUGGCUCUUCUGUCUAGAACACUGGAACAAGCAGUGGAACAGAUAAGGUUAAACAGGAAAGCAAAAUACCAAUUAGAGAAGGAUUUAAAGGACAAAUUUACUGCUAUGGAUGUUGAUGGAUACUGUAAAGAAUUGAGAAACAAUUCUCAACACAUACGCUAUAAGGAUGGAGUUACUAAAAUCCAAGCAAAUUCUGUCACCCCCGAGGACUGGGAGACCUAUUCUAAUGAAAACAUUGAGAAGGCAGAAAGGGAAAGGAACAACUCAGUACAACUGCGAACCAUCAUUGACGGUGUGCUGCAGCAGACCUGUAAUGACAUGCAGAAAGAAUGCGAAUGUGUUAACAUUGCUUUCCAGAAAAGGAUUGAUGAGACUAAGGAUACUAAAGGAAAGUUGGAAAACCAUCUGUCUAGGGUAAUUGCACAGAUUAAGGAAAUGGAAGAGAACAUCAGCCGCCUGCAGAAAGCCAUUGCAGACAAGGAGAACCCUAUGAAGCUGUCACAGACCCGGCUGGACACUAGAGCAGAGCGGCCAAAUGUUGAGCUAUGCCGUGACCCAGUGCAGUACCGCCUAAUCAGUGAAGUGACAGAGAUCCAGAUGUCCAUUGAUGCCCUCAGGGAAAGACUUGCUCAGGCCGAGUCUUCUCUGAAAGGACUUAUCCGUAACCAGCUGGACCUGGAGGAGGACAUUGAUGUUAAGGCAAACACGCUAUUUAUUGACGAGGUGCAAUGCAUGGGAAUGAGGAAGAGUGUCAACAUCAAACCUUUCUAAAAUGUAAAUGGACACAAAUUAGAGAAAAUUAGGAAUUGGGAUGAACUUAUAAUGACUGCAUCAUGGCAUAAUAUAUGAACUAUGGAGUUAAUGAUUGUGAAAAUAGUAAACCAGAAGAUCGGAAUAUUGUGUGCACCUUAGCUUUAUAUGUGGCAUAAGUUUUGUUCUUGCUGGUAAAUGAAUUUUCUUUUAAUAUGCUUCUGUUCCAGUUUACUUUUAGUCAAAGAUGCAGUAUGUUAUGAUCUUUCAAUUUAUUUUCAUUCAUAUGUAAAGAACAUGUCAUGUACAUCUGUAAAUAAAUAUAACAUAUACACAUA
Lingula anatina is the source of this 1656-nucleotide messenger RNA. RefSeq names its product tektin-1. The record is from RefSeq and is a predicted model, not a curated record. Gene Ontology annotation, cellular component: microtubule cytoskeleton; nucleus. Lineage: Eukaryota; Metazoa; Brachiopoda; Lingulata; Lingulida; Lingulidae. Gene Ontology annotation, biological process: cilium movement involved in cell motility; cilium assembly.